AUGGCAUUAAUGCUUGUGCUGUUCUUCCUGGCUGCUCUACUGCGCCCAUCCCUUCUCCAAGAUAGCUCUCAGGAAAACAGUCUUGAGAAACUUUCAACCACUAAAAAAUCAGUCCAAGAAGAGAUUGUAAGCCAGCACAACCAAUUGAGACAAAUGGUUUCUCCAUCUGGCAGUGACUUACUAAAAAUGGAAUGGAACUAUGAUGCUCAAGUGAAUGCUCAGCAAUGGGCAGACAAGUGUACAUUCAGUCACAGUCCUAUAGAACUCAGGACAACUAAUUUAAAAUGUAGUGAGAAUUUGUUCAUGUCAUCUUACCUUGCACCAUGGUCUUCUGUAAUCCAAGGAUGGUAUAAUGAAUACAAAGAUGUUACGUUUGGUGUGGGCCCAAAGCAAAAUGAUAGUGUGGUCGGACAUCAUACUCAGGUUGUUUGGAAUUCAAAUUUACAAGUUGCAUGUGGAGCUGCUGAAUGCCCUAAAAAUCCACUGAGAUACUUUUAUGUUUGUCAUUAUUGUCCUGUUGGCCAUUAUCCAAGCAGGCCAUACCUAGCUUACACAGCAAGAGCACCAUGUGCCAGUUGUCCUGAUCACUGUGAAGAUGGGCUGUGCACCAAGAGUUGUAAAUAUCAAGAUUUUUAUCCUAAAUGCAAAUAUCUGAUGAUGAAGCUAUCCUGUAACCAUCCACUGCUUAUACAAAGGUGCCAAGCUACAUGCCGCUGUAAAGACAAAAUUCACUAA
Mus caroli (Ryukyu mouse) is the source of this 735-nucleotide messenger RNA. RefSeq names its product cysteine-rich secretory protein 3-like. Lineage: Eukaryota; Metazoa; Chordata; Mammalia; Rodentia; Muridae. Gene Ontology annotation, cellular component: extracellular region. The record is from RefSeq and is a predicted model, not a curated record.